AUGACAAGGGGGGCCCAUGAGAAAAGGGGGGGGGCAAGCAAAAAGGGGGGGGGCAUGAGAAUAGGGGGGCCCAAGUCAAAAGGGGGAGGGUACUACAAAAACAAAAGGUUUUAUGAUAAGUCUCAAUUUAAGGGAUUUCUUGGAAUCUUACAGAAACCAUACAGUCCUUCAACACAAUCAGAAUUUCUGUUAAUUAGUGUGUGGCAUGGAAUACAAAAAAAAACAUAG
This is a messenger RNA of Caenorhabditis briggsae, 228 nucleotides long. Lineage: Eukaryota; Metazoa; Nematoda; Chromadorea; Rhabditida; Rhabditidae. The record is from RefSeq and is a predicted model, not a curated record. The coding region runs from base 1 to 228 and encodes 75 amino acids. The transcript is spliced from 3 exons.